Clavispora lusitaniae ATCC 42720 is the source of this 600-nucleotide messenger RNA. RefSeq lists its product as uncharacterized. The record is from RefSeq and is a predicted model, not a curated record. NCBI's taxonomy places the organism in Eukaryota, Fungi, Ascomycota, Pichiomycetes, Serinales, Metschnikowiaceae.
AUGUACACACUACCAACCAGAGUAACCGUUUGUUUAUACAUGAGUGAUAAAAUUAAUUGGAUUGAGGCAAGUUCAGUUGAUGGCUUCAUAGAAUAUGUCAUACAGCAAGCCAUCAAAGAGGAGUGUUUACCAUUGACUAUAUUUAUAGAUCAUAGGUUAUUAAGUUGUUCUCGCAUUGAAAUAAGGAGAAAGAUGAAAAUCCAUGAAAUCAAUCAGCUCCGAAAAAUUGAUAUGCUUGGACUAGAGUCACACCAGGAUUUCUUAGCAAAUCUUGAAGAGCAUUUUUUUGAGAGUGUACCGAAACAUAUUGCUAUAUGUAAUUGGCUCUGUCAUGAUAGCGACCCUCAGAAAUGGUUGUUGAGGGCAAAUUUUCUACUAUGGAAGGUCCAUAAUUUUUGUAAGUAUUACGGGGUAUCAGCAUACAUCAGGAUACCACAACAAGCUCACGAAGAGAGUGAUACGACUUGGAAUAGGAGCAUUGAAUUCCCCAAUCAUGACCAAUUAAAAAUUAUUUUAUCUAAAUGGACUUAUUUAGAUUCGGCCACUGGCUCAUCAUCAGAUGAAUCUUCGUCUUCUCCUUCGAAGGAACCACCAUUCUGA